CGCCGGAUCUCGCACCACGCGCAGCGUGUGCAGGAGAAGAAACCGGCCGGGAAAGCAACGUCAUUCCCCCCAACUGCCGACUCGACGCAUCGCAGGAGAUAGAGAGCGGAGUGGAGCGGCGUUGUCCGAGGCAGGUGCCGAAGCGAUUACAGCAGAAAGAUGGCGGACGACCCGAGCGCGGCGGACAGGAACGUGGAGAUCUGGAAGAUCAAGAAGCUGAUCAAAAGUUUGGAAGCUGCCCGCGGUAAUGGCACCAGUAUGAUCUCAUUGAUCAUCCCUCCAAAGGACCAGAUAUCAAGAGUGGCCAAGAUGUUGGCUGAUGAGUUCGGAACCGCUUCCAACAUUAAGAGUCGAGUUAACAGGCUGUCUGUACUUGGUGCUAUCACCUCUGUACAGCAAAGACUAAAACUUUACAACAAGGUGCCACCCAAUGGUUUAGUUGUGUAUUGUGGCACCAUUGUGACAGAGGAAGGCAAGGAGAAGAAAGUCAACAUUGACUUUGAGCCUUUUAAACCAAUCAACACCUCUCUGUACCUCUGUGACAACAAGUUUCAUACCGAGGCAUUGACAGCUCUACUCUCUGAUGACAGCAAGUUUGGCUUUAUUGUGAUUGAUGGUAGUGGGGCACUCUUUGGCACGCUUCAAGGCAACACCAGGGAGGUGCUGCACAAGUUCACUGUGGACCUACCCAAGAAGCAUGGCAGAGGAGGACAAUCUGCACUCCGCUUUGCUCGUUUGAGAAUGGAGAAGAGACACAACUAUGUGAGAAAAGUAGCUGAGACCGCUGUCCAGCUCUUUGUUUCCAAUGACAAAGUUAAUGUAGCGGGAAUGGUCUUGGCUGGCUCUGCUGAUUUCAAGACUGAACUCAGCCAGUCUGACAUGUUUGACCCAAGAUUACAGGCCAAGGUUCUGAAGCUGGUAGACAUCUCGUACGGAGGAGAGAAUGGUUUCAACCAGGCUAUCGAGCUCUCCGCUGAGGUUCUUUCAAAUGUCAAAUUUAUCCAAGAGAAAAAGCUCAUAGGGAGGUACUUUGAUGAGAUCAGUCAAGAUACAGGAAAAUAUUGUUUUGGAGUGGAGGACACACUCAAAGCUCUGGAAAUGGGAGCAGUGGAGAUCCUUAUAGUCUAUGAGAACUUGGACACCAUGCGUUACGUUCUACGUGUGCAUGGAGCAGAGAGCAAUGGCUUAGAGAAUGAUGAGAAAACUCUGUACUUGACGCCAGAGCAAGAGAAAGACAAGUCUCACUUCACAGACAAGGAAACGGGGCAGGAACAUGAGCUUAUCGAGAGCAUGCCUCUGUUGGAGUGGUUUGCAAACAACUACAAGAAAUUUGGAGCGACGCUUGAAAUAGUAACAGACAAAAGCCAGGAAGGGUCCCAGUUUGUCAAAGGCUUUGGAGGCAUUGGGGGUAUCUUGCGGUACAGGGUGGAUUUCCAGGGCAUGGAAUACCAAGGAGAGGACGAUGAGUUCUUUGAUUUGGAUGACUACUAGGUAGUCUUGGACUGAAAUUGGGAGAAAAAUGAAAAGAAAGGAGUGAACGAAGAAAUAAGGAAAGAAAAAUGCCACCUCUCUUGCAGCAAGUGAGAGGGGCAACUGUGUUGACCAUAUUACGACAGACACAUCUUCCAAUUUACCUGUUGCAUACACAAACUUGCAAAUACAUCUGUACACACAACAAAUACAUCAUACAGGCUGAAGAGGAGUGAGAUUUUCUUUCAUCCAGAGAGGGAGAAAGCCCUUCCUGAAUAAAUCCCUGCCUUAGAGUGCUGGUUCCUUCCCCUAGUUGGAUUGGACUCGACUCAUUUUGGUUAAUUUUUUUUUUCUCCUCCCCUCCAUUUUGAAUGAACACAAUGGCAAGUUUCCAGAUUCCUUGCCGCCCCUAACUUGGUCUGAAGAUGAACUUUGGACUAGCUCCUCACAUAUAGAAAAAUAUAUUUUCCUUUCUUGCCUCGUAUCCCUACCCUCUCUCUCCCCUCUAUGCUCUGUUUUUUUUUUGGUUUUUUUUUUUCCCCAUUUCAUUUUUUUACUGGUAACUGCUGCUGUUGCAUUUUAUGAGAGUGGGGGAUUUUUUUUACCUGGGUUUCUGUAGAGAAAGGGGGACAAAGUAUUAAAUUUGAACUGCUGAAAACCAU
Messenger RNA from Cololabis saira (Pacific saury), 2132 nucleotides. It is a transcript of the gene etf1a, whose product is annotated as eukaryotic translation termination factor 1a. The transcript is spliced from 11 exons. The coding region runs from base 160 to 1491 and encodes 443 amino acids. Lineage: Eukaryota; Metazoa; Chordata; Actinopteri; Beloniformes; Belonidae. Gene Ontology annotation, molecular function: translation release factor activity, codon specific; sequence-specific mRNA binding. Gene Ontology annotation, cellular component: translation release factor complex; cytosol. Gene Ontology annotation, biological process: cytoplasmic translational termination. The record is from RefSeq and is a predicted model, not a curated record.